Messenger RNA from Quercus robur (English oak), 582 nucleotides. Its product is annotated as gibberellin-regulated protein 14-like. The transcript is spliced from 2 exons. NCBI's taxonomy places the organism in Eukaryota, Viridiplantae, Streptophyta, Magnoliopsida, Fagales, Fagaceae. Bases 1 to 582 code for a protein of 193 amino acids. The record is from RefSeq and is a predicted model, not a curated record.
AUGGAGUCCCUCAAGGCUUUUUUUCCUAUCAAGCGGAAAGUUCCUAGUGGCCCAGAUCCUAUACAAUCUCCUAGAUCACCUCUUGUAGGACAUCCUACUAUUUCUAAUGAUUUUGGUUCUUUAAAUUAUGAGAUCAAGAGGAAAGUUCCUAGCGGCCUAGAUCCUAUACGGUCUCCUAGAACACCCCCUGUGGAACAUCCUACUGUUUCUAAUGAUUUUGGUUCUUUAAGUUAUGAGAUCAAGAGGAAAGUUCCUAGCGGCCCAGAUCCUAUACAGUCUCCUAGAACACCCCCUGUAGAACAUCCUACUGUUUCUAAUGAUUUUGGUUCUUUAAGUUAUGAGAUCAAGAAGAAAGUUCCUAGCAGCCCAGAUCCUAUACAGUCUACUGGAACACCCCUUGUAGAACAUCCUAUUGUUUCUAAUGAUUUCGGUUCUUUAAAUUAUGAGAUCAAAAGGACAGUUCCAAAGGGCCCAAAUCCUAUCAAGUCUCCCACAGCACCCCCUAUGGAACAUCCUUUAGGUCCUAGUGGCACAGAGACUCUCGAGUCACCCCUUCAAAAAUAUAUCAAUAUGUUGCCAUGA